AUGUUCUCCUGCUCACUCACUCUGCGUGCUGACAUUAUGCUCAGGGUUGUUCGUCAACGGCUGGUAGUGCCGGCUACUGCGGCUUUGCGGCCCGCGGGUCUGAACGUGCCUGCUCGCUUCUACAGCGAUGUGUUUGAUAGAUACAAAGACAAGCUUAGAGCCAAGGCCGAAAAGGAGGGCGUUUCCGUGGACGAGCUUCUGCAGAAAUCUGCUUCGAAAACCAAGGCCGAUGAGGUGUAUGAUCCCUUUGAUUUGGUCACAAAGGCAAAUGCCAAGCAAGAAAAGCCGCCCGCUGAGAACGCUGAGAAGGCUCAGUCGCCGCUUGAAGCGGUUGCCAGAGCCGCGUCUAUGUCCUCGACAUCGGCCAAGACCAAGGACCUGUCGACGUUUGUAGACGUCGAGGCCCUGGCCAAGCACGAUACCAAAGAAAUAGAGAUGAUCUGGAAGGCCCGCUUCGUUAACAAGCAAAUCGAGUUUUGCGGUGCUUUGAACAGUGAUGCCUACGCCCGUCUCUAUGUGAAUGCUCGCAAAUACCCUACGUUUGUCCUCCCGCUUCCUCAGGGCGAAGGUGUCGAGCUAUACUACUCUCAGUGGUCGUUUGUUGGCAACUACACCAUCCACUGUCUCAUUACUCCUCUUGCAGAGUACAAGCUUCACCAAGAGUAUGCUCAUCCUCGCGUGUCAGUGAUGAUGCACAGCGACUUUUUAACUGACAAGGGCAUCGCAUUGCACAACGCUACUCUACAGGACAACGAGAUCUCAAUGGACAACGCAGUUCUGUUGACGCUCAACCUGCUCCGCUUCUACACCGCCGACCCUGCAGCCAGCGAGCACAGUCGGGCCAAAAUCGACCUCUUACGCCAGUUCAACACGGGCGACACGUCGUUUUCCACCGACAAACUGAUCGAGGCUACUGAAACCCUGGAUUGA
Messenger RNA from Wickerhamiella sorbophila, 930 nucleotides. RefSeq names its product Protein ATP11, mitochondrial. NCBI's taxonomy places the organism in Eukaryota, Fungi, Ascomycota, Dipodascomycetes, Dipodascales, Trichomonascaceae. Gene Ontology annotation, cellular component: mitochondrion. The transcript has a single exon. Gene Ontology annotation, biological process: mitochondrial proton-transporting ATP synthase complex assembly. The record is from RefSeq and is a predicted model, not a curated record. The coding region runs from base 1 to 930 and encodes 309 amino acids.